CAAAAAUAAUUCGGUGCAACAAUGCCCUUGCAAUUGGUGUCUACUCUCUAUUAUGGCGGAUAUAAGUGACACAUUCAAUUCUUGGUUAACCGAUAAAUUGAAAUCGUUGAAUACCGAUGAAGUUGUGUAUGGAAAUUAUAUAAGAGCUAUAUUAGACAGUAAUGAAACGGAGGAUGAAAAAUCAGAGGCACUCGAGAGUGUCAUAGCGGGGAUAACGGAGGAGAACAUCAGCGAGCAUGUGGCGAAUAUACUUGUUGCCUACAAGAAUUUAUUCUCCAAGGAGCUGGGGCCUGACGUUCCUGAACCGACUGAGGAUGUCGAAGUGAGACUUGCCAGGAUGAUGGAGUCACAGAGUUUGCCAACGACGACUCAGCGAAGCUACACUGCUGAGGAAUUGAAAAUUCGUGAGGCCAUACUCUCCCAGUAUUCGCAGAUGUCUGAUGGUGAGGAGGAGGAAGGCGAUGGUGAGGAUGAUGGUGUUGCUUCUGGAAAGCCUGAUUGUGGUAUUGAGAAGAAUACAAAUGCUGCCGCUAUUGUCCAACAGCAGAGGGAGAUGAGGGAGAAGGCAAAGCUUGAUAGUCAGAAGAAAAAGGAGAAGGAUAAAGAGGAUCGGGAGAAACAAAAACAGAUGAAAGAGGAGAAGAAAGAGAAACGUAAGACAACAAAGGGCGAACGCAGGAGGUAGCAUGGUGACAAAUGAAGUGAAAUUUGAAAACUCGAUUACCCCUAGAAACUUGAUAAAUUCCCUCAGAACUCAUAGAAAUAACUUAUUUGAUCUGCAUGUCAUUUAAAUCCCCAUGGGAGCAAUACUGUCGAUAGCGAUCUCAUCGAAUCCCAAAGCGCGAAUAGAUGUCUAUGAUUCAAACACGAUUGUAUAUUCCGCAUUUGUUUGUUUUUAAUAAAGAUAAUUCUGUCUUACGAA
Fopius arisanus is the source of this 922-nucleotide messenger RNA. Its product is annotated as coiled-coil domain-containing protein 43. Bases 53 to 685 code for a protein of 210 amino acids. Lineage: Eukaryota; Metazoa; Arthropoda; Insecta; Hymenoptera; Braconidae. The record is from RefSeq and is a predicted model, not a curated record. The transcript is spliced from 3 exons.